GUACAAGUAUAUACAUAAUAACUAAUAAUAAGAAUGCUUAAUUACUAGGUAUAAAAAUGUUCACAGUAGGAGUUCCAAUUUUUAAUUAUUACGUUUUAUUUACUGCGUGGAGUGUAUGGGAGAGGGUUAGUUUUGGAGAAGAAAGGGGAGUGCAUGCUUGAAUGGACGUCACAUCCAUUGGGAUGGGUGGAUGGAUAGACGUUAUUUUUUUGCCCUCCACCAAAAGGUUCAACAUUAUUGAUAUUUCAAGGUAAAUAAUACAUUCUUUCAGAAACACGUGAAAACAUAGUGUUGGCAAAAAUGCGAGUAAAACGUAAAAUCAAAUUUAUAAUUGAAGAAUAUUGUGAAAACCGAGAACUGAGAGGUUUUGGUAAUGAUAGUGGAGGGUAGACUUACAGAUUUUAAAAACAAGAAAUACUGAUUGGAAAAAAAAUUAGUUUACAAGUUUGGGAACAAGCCUGAUUAAUUAAGACGAGGAAGGCAACCUGGCAUUCUGCCUGGAGAAUGAAAUUGAUAAAAAGUAGAGGAGAAAAUUAGGGCGCCUUUCACCAACUUAUUCUGUACAAAUUUCCAUUCACAGAUCACAUCUUAUAAACCCUUUUAAAGAUUUCACAACGUCGACGUGGUGGGCGGUAGUUUGACUUUUGCGUGGGGGGAGGGAGGCGGUAUACUGAAAAAAAUCCUGAGGAACAUAAGGCGAAUAAAUUACAGUCAUGAAGGUUUAAGUUUAAUUGGCAAUUUUAAUCUAUAUUAUACGCAGGAAAUGUCUGUCCGGGACGGAAGUGAAAGUAAAGAAAAUCAAGGUUCGAAUGGCGCGAAAGUUCGAAAUAAAUUAUAUUUAAAACAUUAAAUGUCUUAUGGUAGUUAUCUUCUGUGGUCGUCUGACGGCGGUUAUCUGGGAGUGGUUAUACAUGCCUGGAUAACCAUUAGACAUUUAAUGUUUCGAAUUUUAUUUAAUUCGGGCUAUUCCCCCAUUCGCUCUUGGCUUCCUUUACUUUCACUGAUUAGGCGGGACAUAUCUUUUCACUUUCGUUACCGAUAAAUAUUUGUAGUCAAAAAUUUUGAUAAUCCGUCCAGGCUAUUAUGGUCGUUUUAAAAUUUAAAACAUUCCAAUUUGGCGAAUGUAUUGCCACACCUUGGUGCCAAAUGUGAAUUUUACACAGAAAUAUUAACCAAUCUUUCAUCAGUCGUCCUAACAGAUACGGAAUAAACAUGGUGGAUACGAAGAUAACGACGGGCACCAUGGAGGCUUCCCUUUUAAGUCUAAUAUUUAAAGUAUAAAAGACGAUUUAAAAUCACAUAUUUGCGCCACAAAUUGAUUUUAGUUGCCAGGCAACACUACGAUAAACAAGGAUUUAACUUCAAGCAAAAUUUUCAACAUCUACAUACAUAUCCUUAGUUGGCAUUGGCAGGAAUCAUAUCAAAUUUGUAAGUGAGUGUGAAUUGUCGUACAUAUUUAUGCCUUAUCCCCAAUCAUGAUUACAAAAAUAACACAAAUACUAUUAAUCUAUUUAAUUCUCUUUGCAUUAGUCGUUCCUCUAUCACGCAGUGUUUGGACCGUACCCAAUAUGUUCCAAAACUGUCACAUAAUUUUUCUAACUUAUCAGUUUGACCUUUCUUCACUAGAUAUACAUCACAAUAUACCAUAUUUCCAUGAAUUACUCUGUUCAAAUCCUUACUCGCCUAUUGUUCAUAAUUCGUUUGAACGUAACGACUCCUACAUGGAUAUUAUAGGCAACCACAGAUCAAUCCAUGGACCACACUCAGCUUCAAGGCGAGUACCAUUGAUAUUCCUUAAUAUUGGAAGUACAGAAAAACUAACAAAUACAGAAAUCUUCUCCAUUUUCUUUGACAUGCAAUACUCGACCAUGUUGUAUUUAAAUCCCUCGUACAUCUUCCUCCAUACGCAUCAACCUACAAAUCCAUCGAAUUACGAUUCAUACCAUACCUGUCACGGAAUUGCGAGUCUAUUUUUAUUCAGUUACAAUCAACCAGGCAAAAUAUAUAUCCCUUGUAUAACUUGUGAGUGGGAACAAAUAAUGGAAAUUAGCAAGAUGGAUUACCCUCUUAGAAAAAUUAAGUCAAUCUGGUUUUCCUUAAAUAACAAUCUUCACAAAAAUAUGGUGGCUGUUCCUCUCCUUUGGAUUUACCAGUAUAGCCAAUGCGAUAUGACAAAUUUUCAGCCCAAAAUGACAACUGAUUUUGAUAUUUGUGCAAUUUCUUCGCUUUCUGUGAAGCAUAACUUCACCCUGGUGGACAUAUCUCUGCAUCAGUCUGGUUAUUACUAUGAUUUUCAUUCUAACGCUAUUCUUCACCAGACAUUAAUUGAUUUGAUAGUGCGAGACUUCUACUCCAGUUACCAAAUGGGAUGGUCAAAUAUACAAUUUAUAUUUGUUGCCCCGUUUCCCACUGCUCUAACUGGGAUACAGGGAUUGCUGUCGCCUUUCAAUACAACGGUUUGGGCAAUUUUAAUAAUUGCUUGUGUAAUUAUUACGUUAAUUAUUGUAGUUACUGACACUGGGAGACAUAAAGUUUUCAGGUUCAUCAUUGAUUUUUUAAAUAUCGCCUCGAUUCUAAUGGGACAGGUGAAUGGAGACAGUUUUUUAAUGUUCCACAAUAAGAAAUGGGUUGCAGUACCCAUACUCACGGUCUGGUUUUUGGGUGGACGCUACCUAACUAUGGAUAAUUUAUAUGUAGGAUCAAUUUACUCUUUUUAAGUGCAGUAAUGCCACCCAUACUUCCCGAUAAAUUUACAACUCUUGUUGAUUCAGAUAUUCCAAUUAUUACAUUAUCCAGCGCCUAUCAAUCUGGACUGUCCAUAUUAAAAACUAUUCGCAUACCAGAAUACAUCGAGUUAUACAAGGAAAAGGAAAGUUUCGUCAAGCUAUUGGAAAAACUGAAUUCCAGAGUUGUCUCCUUCGAAGGAAUUAGUUAUUUUGACGUGAUGGCAAAAGUUUUUGGUAAUAUUGGAAAAUCAAAUCCUCCACUACUUCAGAACUUGUCGCUUGGAUUUGAUGGUAACAAAGCAUGGGGAAUUGUGGACGAGAAGGUAAUUCUAAACGAGUUUACUUCAUAUAUAAAAUUGAGUGGUUGGCGGAAACUUAUCUACGCCAAAGAUGGAACAACGCCCUUUACUGAAAUAUCUUUUACCGUGGGGGGUAAAAGCUUUCUUGUCCCAAUAUUUCAGAGGGGAUUUGUACAAUUGUCGAGCUCCGGUUUAAUUGCUAGGUGGUAUAAAAUGAGUGAAUUGUAUACGCCUUUAGAAUUCGUAUAUAAAAGGGAUAACAAAAACUACAAAAGAUGUUUCCGCAAGGCCAUGUCAAGUGGGAGAGAGCAAGUUACAUUCCACGAAUCGGACCCUGUUUCUAUGAAAUCUGUAAGAGAGGUAUUGGCUCUGUGUGGAAUAUGUUUGAUUUCUGGGGUUGUAUGCAUUAUCGUCGAGUGUAGAAGUGGUAUUUAUUACUACCUAAAAGUAAAAUACGACAAAUUCGUAAAGCAUGUGAAGGUACCCAUUAUUCCUAGAAUUCACAGAUAUCUGAACAGAAUUAAUAAAUGUCUCAGUUAGCAAAACAAACUCUAAUUGCACUUGUUCAAAGUAAAAUAUGACAGCUAUGUUAAUCAUUUGGAGGUUAUUAUUGUCUUUUAAAUUAGUAAAUAUCUACAUAAUAUCUACUUUAUAAAAUAAGCAAAGUAUUAUUGUGCUUGUACAAGUGUUAUUUUUGGAAACUAAAGAACUAAUAAUGCACCUGUGCAUAUUACUAAAGCUCA
Messenger RNA from Folsomia candida, 3768 nucleotides. RefSeq lists its product as uncharacterized. Lineage: Eukaryota; Metazoa; Arthropoda; Collembola; Entomobryomorpha; Isotomidae. The record is from RefSeq and is a predicted model, not a curated record. The transcript has 4 exons. Bases 1476 to 2717 code for a protein of 413 amino acids.